CUUUGAGACUUGUAGCCAGAGUUGAAGAAAGAACGAAGGAUUUAUGAACAUUUCCUUGCUAUGUAGUGAGGUAGAUGUUCAACUUAAACUGUAAAUGUACCGAUAGUGAAAACCAACUUGUGGCCUUCGGGAAGCCAACUCAACUUAGCUCAAAAUGGGGCUGUUUCUUUUGAAUUUCGCUGGACCAGUCAACUCGGCGACAACACAAGGAACAAUCACAGAGAGCAAGCUGCUGUGCCAAGGGCCAAAGAACCAGAGCUACAUCUGUGAAUCGGGCUACUGCUGCGAGUCCCAGUGCUGUAGCCACUACUAUGAGCUUUGGUGGUUCUGGCUGGUGUGGACCAUCAUCAUCAUCCUGAUCUGUUGCUGUGUGUGUCAUCAUCGCCGCACCAAACACCGACUGCAGCAGCAGCAGCGGCAGCACGAGAUCAACCUCAUCACCUACCGAGAGGCACACAACUACACCUCACUGCCAUUCUAUCUCAGGUUUCUUCCCAGUUACCUCCUCCCGGCCUAUGAGGAGGUGGUCAACCGGCCCCCCACCCCCCCGCCUCCCUACAGCCCCGCUAGCACCAUCAUCACAGAGACAGGCAGCGUUGCUGGGGGCUCCGGGGGGGGCACCACACAGACUGAACAGCCAGAGGUCCACAGUAGCCCUCAGGGCCCCCCCACUGCCACUGGCCUGUCUUGCCCUGGAGCUCUCUCAGCCUCCUCCAGCCCCAGCCCAGAGCAGCAUCACCACCAACACCAUCAGCACCACCAUCAGCAUCAUCUACCCCCCUCCAGUCUGGGCCCUGGAGGUGGAGGUGUUGAUGGAGGUGGUGGUGGUGUUGGUGUUGGGGAGCAUGCCAAGCAUCUCUCUAGGGCCCCACUGUACGAGGGUAGGCAGCGUGUGGUGGUGCUAGCCGGGGACUCCACUACCACCACUACCACCGGCAGCAACAGCAACAGCAGCUCCAGCCCAGGCCGGGGCAAGCUGCUCUCCUCCUCCUCCUCCUCCUCCUCCCCCCGGGACUGCUGUAAGGAGCCAGGAUGCGAGGCGCUGGACGACAAGGAGCGCACGCCGGGACGCCACCGCCGCUUCACGGGCGAUUCGGGCAUCGAGGUGUGCGUGUGCAGCCGCGGCAUGGGGGAGGGGGAAGAGGAGGAGGAGGAAGAAGAGGAGGAGGAGGAGGAUGAAGAUGAGGAGGAGGAGAGGAUGAAGGAGCUGGAGAGACUGAUGGACGCGGGGGAUGGGGAGGGGGACAGGGACAGGGAUGAGGAGGAUGCUGUGGGCCGGGGCGGCCGGGGUGACUUCUGUGACAGCUGCCGACCGCAUGGUGGCGGAGGCGGAGGUGUUGGUGGCGUCCACGUCAGGCAGCAGCACCACGAGCCCCCUGCCAUUGCCGUUCCCCGUCUGGAGGAGAGGGGACGCCCAGAGGGGACUGAGCGGCAGCAUCCUAGUUCUCAGCAACAGCAUCAGCAUCCUCACUCUCAGCAUCCUCACUCUCAGCAUCCUCACUCUCCGCAACAUCAGCAUCAGCCACAGCACAAUGGCCAAGUGUCCGUCUCGGUGUCACGCUCACCCGUCUGCCUGCACUUGCACACCAUCAACGAACAGGACGGCACGCAGAGCCAGGGCAGCGCCGACAGCCAGAGCUGAGCAGAGCAGAGCACUUAACAAGAACAAACACAAGAAACCGAAACAAAAAACGAAGACGACCUUAAACAACCUACACAUGGGCAUGCCAAGAACUCCUCCUCAGUCUGUGUGUGCAAAACAAACAUCCCUUUACUGACUCCCUCUC
Messenger RNA from Engraulis encrasicolus (European anchovy), 1787 nucleotides. It is a transcript of the gene wbp1la, whose product is annotated as WW domain binding protein 1-like a. The record is from RefSeq and is a predicted model, not a curated record. The coding region runs from base 155 to 1642 and encodes 495 amino acids. NCBI's taxonomy places the organism in Eukaryota, Metazoa, Chordata, Actinopteri, Clupeiformes, Engraulidae. The transcript has 4 exons.